Myotis lucifugus (little brown bat) is the source of this 2744-nucleotide messenger RNA. It is a transcript of the gene TTPA, whose product is annotated as alpha tocopherol transfer protein. The record is from RefSeq and is a predicted model, not a curated record. Gene Ontology annotation, molecular function: phosphatidylinositol bisphosphate binding. Gene Ontology annotation, cellular component: membrane. Lineage: Eukaryota; Metazoa; Chordata; Mammalia; Chiroptera; Vespertilionidae.
AUGGCAGAGGCGCGGCCGGGGGCGCCGACGGGGCUGCAGCUGAGCGCGCUGCCCGACCACUCGCCGCUGCUGCAGCCGAGCCUGGCCGAGCUGCGGCGCCGGGCGCGGGCGCUGGGCGCUCUCCCCGCGCCGCCGCCGCCCACCGACCCUUUUCUGCUGCGCUUCCUGCGCGCCCGGGACUUCGACCUCGACCUAGCCUGGCGGUUACUAAAAAACUAUUAUAAGUGGAGAGCAGAAUGUCCUGAAAUAAGUGCAGAUCUCCACCCCAGAAGUAUUCUUGGCCUUCUGAGGGCUGGCUACGUUGGAGUCCUGAGAGACAGAGACCCCACCGGCAGCAAAGUUCUCAUUUACAGAAUCGCACACUGGGACCCAAAAGUGUUUACAGUUUAUGAUGUAUUCCGUUUAAGUCUAAUCACAUCCGAGCUUAUUGUACAGGAGGUCGAGACCCAACGGAACGGAAUCAAGGCUGUCUUUGAUCUGGAAGGCUGGCAUUUUUCUCAUGCUUUUCAAAUUACCCCAUCUGUAGCCAAGAAGAUUGCUGCUGUCCUUACAGAUUCCUUUCCAUUAAAAGUUCGUGGUAUCCAUUUGAUAAAUGAGCCAAUAAUUUUUCAUGCUGUCUUUUCCAUGAUUAAACCAUUCCUGACUGAAAAAAUUAAGGAACGGAUUCAUAUGCAUGGGGCCAAUUUCAAACAAAGCUUACUUCAGCAUUUCCCAGACAUUCUUCCUCUGGAAUAUGGUGGUGAAGAAUUCUCCAUGGAGGAUGUUUGUCAAGAGUGGACAGAUUUUAUAAUGAAGUCUGAAAAUUAUCUCAGCAGUAUUUCACAGACCAUUCAAUGAGAAGAACUUGUUUAAUGUGAAUGCCUUGCUAAUUAAAAAUACAUAUGAGUGAGAUCCUCCUACCUCAUUACAUGAACAACAAAAAAAUCUUUUUAAGUAAUUUGUGCUCUGAUUGAUCUUUUGUAAAACUCUUCUGACACGAGCAUCAUGGGUAUUUAGGAAACUACUUUUUAAAUGCAUUUUCUAUAUCUUGAAAGUAACUAUAUGUUAAUAUACUUAAAAGCAUAGAAGAUAUUUCCUGAUUUUUACACUUGAAAGUUAUCUCUAAAGUAGCUAUUCAUGUGUGCCUUUAAACAAGUCCUCUGACUACAUUGGUUUACAAACAAAUGUAUAAAUAGCCAAUGAAAAGAACUAUUAGCACAAAUGAACUGAUGAUAAAAAUUUAUUAGCAGUCAUUUUGAGUGGGUGUCAGAUUAGACUAUAAUUCCGAUUAAAAUCUGAAUGUAGUUUUACUAUAUUUACUUUUCUGUGGGCCAGCAAGAUUGUUCAUCUCAGGGAAAUUCUAUUUUAGCAUAUUUGCACAAUAGAAGCUGUUGAUGGGAGAGUCUAGAUGUCAUAAAUUAUUGUAUGUAGCACCUAUAGGCCUCCCUGAAAUGACUCAUGGUGAUACAAAUUGAUAACCAAAAAUAAUUUUGGAAACAUUUCAGGCAGAGUUAAUGGCUUCUUAAUACUGUGUCUGCAUUUUCAAACAAAUCAAGAAUGUGAUUUUGACUUCUGUUUUUGGUUAUUCUUAUGAUCGCAUAGAUAUUUAGAGAUAUAAUAAUUAGUUGUUGUAUACAUAAACUCUGUUUUUAAUGGAACAAUAACACAAUUACAAAAGGAAAAGGGUAUGUUUACAUUUUAAAAACCACUGUCAAAUACAUCUGGAACUUUUAAGAUUAUGCAUGAAAUAAUUUGAGUUUUAUUAUUAUAUCAGACUAUCAUAGCCAACUCCUACAAUUCACAUUUACUUAAAAAAAAUCAGUAGUUAAAAUGUGCUGUUUGUACUGUAGCUUAUGAUAAAGAAUAUUUCAUGUAUUGAGAACCAUAUAAAGGUAUGGCUUACAAUUGAUGACAGUGUUUAUAGUGUUUUAUAAUUUUUAAGUUUUAUGUUAAACUGGAAAAUUAAAGAACACAGUGUGCAAAAUUUGAUAGGCAUUUGUUCAGACUGGUUGGGUUUCAACAUAAAUCAUCCAAUGGUAUCUCUGUGAAAGGGUGUGUAAAGGGUGCUUUUCUUUAUAAGAAAAUUAUUCUGAUCAGGUGAGCUGAUACUUAUGAUUCUUUGUACAUAUAUCUAUGAUGAAAUUGAGAAUAAUUGUGACUGUUCUUUAGAGAACGUGUUUUAUUUUGGUUUAGCAUUGGGAAGCUAAUUUUACAUGGUAAUUUUUAUUUAAAAAAUCAGAUGGUGCCUAUUUACAAUUGUAUAACUCAAAAAUAACAAUAAAACCAUUUAAAAGGAGUAAACAACAGCAACAAGCUCUGGUUUACCCAACUUUUAUUCCUAGAAAGAGGUUUACAUAACAAAGUUUCUUUUCAUUUGCACUUGGGUACUUAAAAUACUUCCACCUGGCUUUGUGGAGUGAUUGUGUGAGCACAUGAAUAAUGGAUGACAUUUUAAAAUGUCUUUUAAGUGUGAUUCAUUAGUGAUGUUUUUAACAACAAAUAAGAGGACAUUUCAUGAUGGGACUUUGAAAUUUGUAUAAAAUGCAGCAAUUCACUGAAGAACGCUAGAUGAACAAUGUGAAAUUAGCAGGCAAUUUUAUAAGGUGGCAAGAUAAGUAGCUAUCAAACUGUCUAUAUUACUUAACUGUAAUUGAACCAGAAGUGCCUUUUAAAGAUGAUUUCUAACACAUGAUUAUGGUGUUACUGAACUGCACAAUAAUUUGUUUUAUUAUUGUUCAAAAGAAAAUAAAGAUCUUUCACAUAAA